CCACGCCAUCCGUCUGCUCCUGGAGUACACGGAGACGCCCUACGAGGACAAGCUCUACAGCUGCGGAGAAGCUCCAGACUACGACAAGAGCCAAUGGAUCAAUGAGAAGGAGAAGCUGGGGCUGGACUUCCCCAACCUCCCCUACUUCAUCGACGGCACCACCAAGCUGACGCAGAGCAACGCCAUCCUGCGCUACAUCGCCCGCAAGCACAACAUGUGCGGUGAGACGGAGGAGGAGAUCCUGCGCGUGGACAUGCUGGAGAACCAGAUCAUGGAUUUCCGCAUGAGCCUGGUGAUGGUCUGCUACAACCCCGACUUUGAGAAGCUCAAGCCGGGCUACCUGGAGCAGCUCCCGGGGAAGCUGAAGCUCUUCUCCAACUUCUUGGGGGACAGAAAGUGGUUCGCGGGGGAGAAGCUCACCUUCGUGGACUUCCUCAUGUUCGACGUGCUGGAGCAGAACCGCAUCUUCGAGCCCAAGUGCCUGGAGCCCUUCAAGAACCUCAAGGACUUCAUGGACCGCUUCGGGGCCCUGGAG
This is a messenger RNA of Tauraco erythrolophus (red-crested turaco), 535 nucleotides long. Lineage: Eukaryota; Metazoa; Chordata; Aves; Musophagiformes; Musophagidae. The record is from RefSeq and is a predicted model, not a curated record.